Amborella trichopoda is the source of this 3838-nucleotide messenger RNA. NCBI's taxonomy places the organism in Eukaryota, Viridiplantae, Streptophyta, Magnoliopsida, Amborellales, Amborellaceae. The record is from RefSeq and is a predicted model, not a curated record.
GUACCAGCCCACAUAAAACAAUUUUCCUUCGUUUCAGGUUAUUCUCCUCGUAUUUGUUUUGUACGCGUCUGGACAAGAACGCGCAGCCCGAUGCAAACCUUUAGUUUGAAAACUUCUCUUACUGCCCUCCACUCGCUCAAGGCGCGUGUCUCUCUCUCAGAUUGACUGUUGAGGAAAAAAAAAAGCCCGAAAAAAAAAAAAAAAACUAUUCUGCUUAUUACUCUGCUGCUCUAUUUUUGUUUCAUGCCACCAGUUGCUGCCCCCUUCUCCGUCUCCUUUCUUUGAUUUUUAGUAUUAUUAUUAUUAUUAUUAUGUAUUGGUGAGAUAGCAAUGAUUAUAUAUCUAUAUAUGGCUUGCAUUGCAGGUUUGCAGCAACAUCAUUUUAAUUUAAUUCUGGUUGAUCACAUCUCUCCAUUCUAGAUGCAUCUGAGUGUUUAGGAUUUGAUAAAGGAUAUUAUUGGGUGUUUUUCUAGAGAGAAAGAUGAAUUGUUCCUGAAUUGCAGAGUGUUGGGUAAUAUCCUAUUCUUAUGGAUCUAUUUGUGUCUGUAAAAUAUUGAAAUCCUCUUACUCUUAGUAAAAAUAAUAAGGAAAUGAUGGAUGUUUGAUAACUUGCUCCUUGUCAGAGAGAGGGAUUGGAAUGCCAAAAAUAACUUAAGCGGCUUUCACGCCUUCCUUGCAUUUCAUUGGUAGGUUUUAAUCGCCCUCCCCAUUUUUAGGGUUUCUGUUCAGACAUGAUGACAUGGUUGUAGAGCGAGAGAGCAGUAAUGGAAACAGUUUCCUCGUUGUAGAAGAUUAUUAUUGUUGCUGUGCUUUUGUUUUGGAUUGUACAAGAUCAUUGUUGCUGUUUUUUUUGUUGUGGAGAUCAUGGAAAUGUUUUAGAGAGAGAGAGGAUGGAAGGUGUGGGAGAAUUUAUUUGGGGUGUUGGUGAGGAAGGGUUUAGAGAGAGAGGAUGAAGCCAUUUGCUCUUUUAGGAACUCAAUUUUUCUGGGUUUUUUCAUGAGAGAUCAUAGGUAAGCUUCAGUGAGAGAAUGGAAGUCAUUUGAUGCUCCUUGUGGAAGAAAAAUUGAUCUAUUUGGUUUAGGUUCAUAUUUUAGAGGAGGACAAUAAGCAGCCAUUUUUUUGAUUGGUUUAAGGUUGAGAGCUCAUAUGGGAAGAAGAUCUUCGAGAGAAAAUCUUACCCAUUCUGAAUUUCUGAUUUAGUAAUAGGAGGGAGCUUGAGAUCCCACAUUCCUCUACAAUGGCAUCUUCAGAAAAAACAGGAGGCUCCUCCUCCACCUGUGUAUCCUCAUCACAGGCCCACGCGGCUCUGAGGCAGGGUCUGAAAGAACUGGUAAGAGGGCACCUCCACGAAACCUGCAUAACCACCACGACCUUCAGCAACUCUGAAAAUCUUGAAAUUCCCUUGGAUGGAUCCCAUUCCAGAAAAAGGAACCGCCACCACCGUCUCAAGGCAGCAUGGGACUCAAACGAGGGCUGGGUUAGUGAGUCGGAGGAUGACUCAUCCACAAACAGUCCCCACAACCUCAAUUACAAUCAGAAUCACAAUCGCAAUCGCAAUGAGAAUCAGGAGGAGAAAUAUGUGCCAUCUUCGUCGCCUGUGAGCCGUCGUCAGUCUCGUUUGCUAGACAGAUGGGCCGCACGUCAGGCACGGGAGAUGAUCACAACGAUCGAGCGGCAAGCCCUAGAAUCUGAGCUCACUGCUCUCUCCGGUACCAACAGCGUCUCCUCAAGGGCAUCCUCCUUCCUGAGGGAGUCUUCCCCUGCUCAAUCGGAGUGCUCCUCUGUGGUUGAGCCCCCAAAUUUACGAGCGUCUUCUCUCGUGCAAAUGUGGAGGGAGCUUGAGGCCGAGGCCAGGGCCAACCAGAGCCCACGGACCCACAGGAGGAGUGAGCCUUCUAAUCCUUCUUCUCCUCGGUAUGGAUAUGGCCACUUUUGGCCCCAACAAGGACGGGGUGUUGAGAAUCAGGCAUUAAGCUCUGAUGACGCAUUUGGAGAAUGGGAAUCUGAUGUUGGGGCAUCGAGCAAUGAGCCCGACACUUCAUCAAUGUUCAUUUUGGAGGAGUCAGGGGAGAGUGAGAAAGGGGGAAGGAGGAGGGUGGCAGAUAUAAUUCAGAGGCUCUCGAGCUUCAAUGAUCGAGAACAGUGUUCAAGGGAGGUUUCUGUAGAGUGGAGCAUGUGCUUGACAGAUCAUCAAGAGGGUGUGAAUGUUGGAUUUCACCAACCAGAAGGUGGGGUUCAGAUGCGAUGGGGAGAGCGGGGAGGUGAGGGUGAAUUGAGGGGUGGGGAGAAUGUGGUGGGGCAGUUGGGGUUUGGGCGGAGCAACCCUCCUCGGAUUCGUGGGAGGCAGGCUACUGUGGAUCUGCUCAUGAGAUUGGUAAGGGAGAGACAGAGAGAGCUCACUGGGCUGUUGGAAAGACGCCCAGUCUCUGGAUUUUCUCAUCGCAAUCGCAUUCAAACGACACUUAAAGGGAGAUUUCUUCACCAUAGAUUGGCAGCUCACGAUCAGAGGCCACCUCAGCCACCGGCAGCAGUUGAAAUUGAAUACUUACAACUUGGGACGAGCAUAUCUCGCUUAAGGGAGAGAUUUGCUCCUGGAGCACCAACUACUGAACGCACGGACCAUGUUGCAGACCAAUCAAGCAGAAGUAAGAGAGAGCCACCAGAUAACAGUAGCAGCAGCAGUAACAACAGCAAUAACGACAGCAGCAGCAGCAGCAGCAGCAGCAACAUCAGCAUCAACAACAAUGGCAACAGCAGUAGCAGCAACAACAAGAACGACAACAAUAACAACAAUGACAACAGGAGCAGCAGCGCCUUUGGCAAUAACAACAACAAUGAAAACAACAACAAUGAGAUUACUACUCUGGGAUCAAUCCAUUCUUUGACUUGCCUGGCAUCAAGCUCAAACCACCUCCUGGAUCCAGAGGUCGCUACAGGAGAGGCUGCUGAUGGUAUAGCUGCACAGCAACUGCUGCUAACACCAGUGCAGUCCCAAAAUGAAGACCUCCAGACUUCGGAUUCUUUAUUGCGGGAAAGAAGCUUACAAAUUAGCGACUCGGAGUGGCAAGGAAACGAGUAUGCUGAGACCUUACUGGAAUGGCAAGAGGGGGAUGUCUCAGAAGAACCUCAUGCUGAUGAUUUGCAGGAUCAACAAAUUGAAGAUGUUGAUCAACAUCCAUGGGAGAUGGCUGAGUCCUCUUUCUCACACCAAAUUUGGGAAGUUCACUCUCAAAAUCUGCAUUAUGAUUGGCCAGAAAACCACUUGCAUAAUGUGGAAUUGCGCGAACUUCAAGAAAGGAGAAGUGUAUCGAAUGCUCUUGCUAGUGAUUUCCGAGUGACUAUGGACCAGUUAAUUUUGUCUCACCUGGAAAGGCAAGAGGACGAACCCAACAAUGAAAGCAUCGAGGACCAGGAACACAUUCAGCAUCAAAGUGAUAGCGACUUCGAUCAAAUUGCCUCUACAUCCUUCUCAUUGCCGCUGCCAACUCGGCUCCUCCGGCAGCUAGAAGGCCCAUCACAUUCUGCAUUUACAUGUAGUAACCAUUCAAUUGAAUUGGAUCUCAUUUACGAUUUGAGAGCCGAGAUGGCACACCUCCAACAUGGGAUGCAUGAGUUGCAGAAGAUGAUAGAGAGUUGCAUAGAGAUGCAAGUAGAGUUGCAACGUUCCGUUAGGCAGGAACUAUCUGCUGCUCUCAACCAUUCAAGCAAGGAAAAUGCAGAGAUUGUGGAAUAUAUAUCGCACAUAGAGUUAAAGCUGUGUGGGCGAAGUGGAGAUGUGCAACCAAAAUUUUAUGUGAUCGUGCCGCAUAUAAAUGAAGUUGAAGGGCAAGUUCUAUAG